GACUGGCAUAAUUUAAUGAUGAAAUGGGAAAGAUUGAAUGAUAAUGGAUUUACUACAGCAAAUAAAAUAGUCAACAUGAAAAUCAGUGAGCAAUUUCGGGACAACAAACUGGAGAUAGCAUGUGACAACAGUGCCACAGAAACUGAGAAGCCAGCUCCAAAAUACAAUGAAGAAAUGGACAAUUGCUGUGCAGAAUUACUUGAAACCUUAAAGCAUAUGACAAAAAUACAACUGAAAAUGGAAAAACUUACUUUGACUACUAAAGCAAUCUGUGAUUUGGAAGCAUUCCACCAUGGAGCUGGCAAUUGCACAGCACCCUUCUUUCAUACGUGGCCCACAUCUUACUUCUAUGAGGUUUCUCUGAAGCUCACUGAAAUGUACAAGAAGGAACUACAACUCAAGCAAACAAUUGUACAAGAAAUUGCUCAUUCUGCUGACCAGGAUCUGAUGAUGGUCUAUUUGUCAUCAUGGUUGUACCAGCCUUACAUUGAGAACAGCAGCAAACUACUACUUGAAGCCAUGCUUCUGGAAACAGGUCACAGACCAUGCUAGAAUUUCAGAUGUACAGUGGCUUGCUUCU
Molecule: messenger RNA, 580 nt
Organism: Indicator indicator
Lineage: Eukaryota; Metazoa; Chordata; Aves; Piciformes; Indicatoridae
Gene: CINP
Product: cyclin dependent kinase 2 interacting protein
Exons: 4
Coding region: 16-552 (178 amino acids)
Source: RefSeq, a predicted model, not a curated record